Cyphellophora attinorum is the source of this 1536-nucleotide messenger RNA. RefSeq lists its product as uncharacterized. Lineage: Eukaryota; Fungi; Ascomycota; Eurotiomycetes; Chaetothyriales; Cyphellophoraceae. The record is from RefSeq and is a predicted model, not a curated record. The transcript has a single exon. Bases 1 to 1536 code for a protein of 511 amino acids.
AUGGGCCAUGCGCACUCCAAGACGGGCACGCGGCAGACUGAGACGGCUGCCCUGGUGCGAACAAUACAGCGCAACCAGUUCUUCACCAUCGACGAGUCGCAGUUGCUGAGAGAAGUCCAUGAAGGAUUCGGACCGGAACUAGAGCGCCUGAAACAUGCUGCAGUCCAGGAAAGCCAUGCGAAUGGCCACUCGGAAAUUGUUCAGAGUCCUUCCAGUAGAAUUUUUGGCCGAGAGUACGGUGAGGUUAAUCGCACACUAACAGGCUUGCUGUGCCUGAGAUGGAUCUACAACGACGAAUACGACAUUUUCACAGCAUGCCAGCCAGCGAGCCGUCGACUGUGUCGACAGUCAUUUGCCUGGCUCCGUGACCAUUUUCGAGGACAUCUCCAGACGCCUGAAGCCAUACUGCUCCUAGUAGUGUCGAUGAUCAUCAACGACCUUGGCAAAGAUCCCAAUCUCAAACGAGACGUUGCAGCGCACCUCACACAGACCGGGGGAUCGAUAGCCGACCAGAAUCAUGACUCCCUUCUCUAUGAGGCAGCUGUCAUUCCCGGCAUGAUCCCAUGCCUCAGCUACCUCGAUAACUCCCAACAGAAAGACCUAAUCCUCGGCCUCGAGCUAGGCUCUGAACUCAAUGCCGGCCAACUAGCGCAAGCCGAAAACGUGCCCAUCAACCUCGAAUUUCUCCGCGAGCUCCAAGGCCGCGAACACGCGUUCGAACUAAAAUUCAUGGAGCAGAUCCUCGACGUAGCCGGAGCUCGCGGCCACAUCAACUCCAAUGGCUCCAUCAACCUGAUCCAACCCGUCUUCGAAGCGUUCAAGACCGUCCACGACGUCUCUCUCGAAAUCAUCCGCAAGAACAUGCCGUUGCGCGACGCAUACGACCUCGUGCUCAAACGUCGUGGCAAAUUGCUCGUCAACACAGGUUUCCGCAAUCUAAAUGUCGACAACGACUCCGACCGCGCCCUCCUCCGCUUGCUGACUAUGGGCCGCACGGUCGAGAAAGAUCAAGCGGAGCUCUUCGCCACGGCCUUCGAGAAACUCGAAGAGCCCAAACGCCACAGCUUGAUCGCCGGACUAAACGUCGAUGGAAACGUCAACGAACAAGCCGUCCUGCCAUACUACAUGCCCGCUGCGAUCGCCAACUUACUCGAUAAGACCCGCAACUGCACCGCGCUGGAACGCCAGCAGGCGCUCACGAGUCUGUGGCGGUAUCUGGCGAAAGUGUUUGAGCAGAGCCCGAAAGUGCAGUUUAAUGGCGUCACUACUCCGGCGGACGAGCCGGGUAGUGUCCCUGGGAUUGUGAUUGAGCAUAACAUGGAGAAGGUAUUGGAUGUCAUCAAUGCGGAAGGGUUUGAGGCUGAUCCGGACGCGUUCUUGGAUGGGCUGGAGAUUCCGGUUGGACAACAGUUGUUGAGGAGAAGGACGAGUCAUAGUCUGGCUAGUGGUGGAAGCAGUGAGGGUGGGAGUAGUGGUGUUGGGGGGAAACCGAGCCGCACAGGGACGGGACUGAGUGCGUUGAGUAUUAAGGAGUGA